UGCGUCCAGCGACCGACGACUGCCGCAAGCAGCGACCUUACCGCGUAGUGGUGCGUUGUGUCUUUCGUGUGUGCUGCGCCCGAACGCGUCGCUCGCGCGCUCCUCCUAUAGACUCCCUUGUGUGCAUAGACGUUCGCAUCCCGCAUCGCCAUGGGAAUACCGGUGUUCGACCAGCUGAGCUGGGCCUACCACAGCGUACUGUCCAACACAGACCCUCGUGUGGCCAAGUGGCCGCUCAUGGGCAGCCCGCUGCCGGUCAUCUCCAUCCUCAUUGGAUACGUCUACUUCGUCAAGGUGUGGGGACCAGCAUGGAUGCGGGACCGCAAGGCGUUCAACCUGCGGAACAUCAUCCUCGCCUACAACGCGGGUCAUGUGGCCGCCAACGCGUUCUUCUUCUUCUACGGCGGCCGGUUGACGUACCUGUUCGGCGACUACUCGUGGUUCUGCGAACCCGUCAACCUGACGGAGGAGCCGAAGUCGAUGCUGCUCAUCACUCUCGGCUGGUGGUACAUGCUGCUCAAGCUGAGCGAACUGAUGGACACUGUGUUCUUCGUGCUCACAAAGAAGAACAGCCACAUAUCGGCUCUGCACGUCAUCCACCACUCGCUCGUCGCCUGGUCCGUCUGGCUGGGCGUCAACUUCGGUGCCACGGGACAGAACGCGUUCUUCCCGUUCCUCAACUGCUUCAUCCACAUGAUCAUGUACACGUACUACGCGCUCGCCGCCCUGGGCCCCCGGCUCAGGCCUUACCUGUGGUGGAAGCGCUACCUGACCCAGCUUCAGAUGAGCCAGUUCAUCGCGCUCAUGUUCCACGGUGCCAUCCCGGUGUUCUACGACUGCGGUUUCCCGCCCUACUUCGGCUACCUGACCAUCUUCGAGGCUGUGCUCUUCUUCGUGCUGUUCUUCAACUUCUACGUGAAGACGUACUCGCGGAACAACACCCUGCGCCAAGAAAACGGGCUGCGCCAAGAAAACGGCCUUCGCCAAGAAACCGCCAAGUCGCGUUGAGCGCGGCUUCGUCGACGUCCACCGUUCCCUGUAAAUACUCCCCUCCCGUACCUGUACAUAGAGACUGCUUGUCCCAAAGCAACCACCGCCAUUUUUUAGCUCGUAUUAUAAUUAUUUUAUUAUAAAUAAAAGCGACGCUGUACAAAUGAAAA
This is a messenger RNA of Rhipicephalus microplus (southern cattle tick), 1160 nucleotides long. RefSeq names its product very long chain fatty acid elongase AAEL008004. NCBI's taxonomy places the organism in Eukaryota, Metazoa, Arthropoda, Arachnida, Ixodida, Ixodidae. Gene Ontology annotation, biological process: sphingolipid biosynthetic process; fatty acid elongation, monounsaturated fatty acid; fatty acid elongation, saturated fatty acid. Gene Ontology annotation, cellular component: endoplasmic reticulum membrane. Gene Ontology annotation, molecular function: fatty acid elongase activity. The record is from RefSeq and is a predicted model, not a curated record.